Messenger RNA from Cyclopterus lumpus (lumpfish), 522 nucleotides. RefSeq names its product caveolin-2-like. Lineage: Eukaryota; Metazoa; Chordata; Actinopteri; Perciformes; Cyclopteridae. Gene Ontology annotation, cellular component: caveola. The record is from RefSeq and is a predicted model, not a curated record. Gene Ontology annotation, molecular function: molecular adaptor activity. Gene Ontology annotation, biological process: caveola assembly.
AUGACCACAGCCGUCAACAGAGCCAGGACACAGCUCAACUUUUUAUUUAAUGACACAGGAACAAUGGAACUGAUGGAGGUCAAAGUGAAUGCACAAUCUGAAGGUCUGAAUUCCAUAUACAGUGACGUGACAGUGACGCAUGACAGGGAUCCCAAAAGAGUCAACAAGAGUCUGAAGGUCACAUUUGAGGAUGUAAUUGCAGAGCCUCCCUCGGUGCGGAGCUUUGAUAACGUGUGGUUGUGGAGUCACGCCCUGUUUGAGGUGUCCAGACUGUGGAUCUACCGCUUCAUAUGUAUCUUGGCAGUGCCAGUCUCACUGGCAGCAGGGAUCCUCUUUGCUGUGCUCAGCUGCCUUCACAUCUGGUUAAUCAUGCCCUGUGUACAGCUCCUUCUCAUCAACAUGCACUGGGUUCAAACUGUGUGGGGCAGCAUACUUAAAAUUCUCAUCAGCCCCUUAUUUAUUAGUAUUGGAAAGAGCUGUGGUCGAAUCACCAUCCAUCUGGCAAAAGAUAAAGACAAAUAG